AUGUCCAAAUGGCGACAGAAAGGUUUUGUCCAGGACUCGGAUGAGGAAGAAGACGAGUCUCAGCUUGAGAGUCAGGGUUCCAGGCAGAGUGUUGGCCUGAGUGGACGCGUCGAACGCGUCGAAGAUGACCUCGUGCCGGUCCGACAGCAUGAAGCAGCCACGCAAGAGGUGCAGAGGAUUGGUGAAGACGAAGAAGAGAAGGAACAUGCUGUCGACGGCAUCAAUGUGAUAGAGAAGCAAGAGACGGGCAUCGCCACGCCUACCAAACACAGCUCGCCGAGACGCCCUACGCCAUCUCCCUUCACGCCCAAAUCGACGCGCAGUAUAAGAAGAGAGCCCACCGAGAGCCCUGAUCCGCUACUAGGCUCACCUACGCCGAAAAACCGACAGGCUGUACCACCUCCGUCGUCACAGCGCCUGGCAUCCCCGAUUCUCCAGCCAAGCUCUGCCGUGUCCAUACCUCAACUCGACGACGGCCAUCUCGUGCCCCUCUCCGAUAACUCGACUACUCCGAUACAAGCAGCAGCCACGGAGAAGCCUGAAACCUCUACACAUGCUUCAAGCAUACUCAGAGAGUUCGGCAUCGCGCCGUUGUCCGACGAUUCCGACGACGAUCUCUCAGAUCCGCCCUCGGACCUGGAAUCGCCCCCUCCUGCUUUCGCUGAGCCCCAUCGUCGUACGGCAGUUCAAGUUGUCAUACCAUCCGCAACGGCUCUACAAAGACAAAUCGCCGAUGAUAGGGCCAGACGCGAAUUUCGACAACGGAAGCCCAUCCAAAUGCAUCCAUAUGCGCUGGAGGGUGAGAUGUAUCGGAGAGAAGUACAGAGCAGAGGCCUCAAGCCGGUGCGAAGAGAACGUUCACGAUCCCCUCAGGGUCAUCGCAGGGAGCCAAACGAUGAGUCACAAGAACAGGAGUUCAAUCCAGAUCAAAGCCCUACAAGCAGCCCUCCCGAGGUCGAGAUACCCGUCUCUACACCUGUGCUGCCACGUCCAAGAAAUGAUCUCAUUCAUCGGCCUACUUCUGGUCCCGCCAGACGUCCUCCUUCUACACAGCUCCGUCACCCUCAUGCAGCCAAGCGUAGGAAGCCUAAUUUCUCAUCCACACAAGCAGCGGCGGCACCGACAAGCAUUUUUGAAGACAGUAAUAUGCGACGCGAUGUUUGGUCCAUACCUCCGAACUCGCCGCCGUAUUCAAGUAGUCCACCAUUACAUGGAACCACGUCAGCUCGCCGUCCAGCUAUGCUGCGUGUAUCAACCCCUGCUCCAAACUUGCCGACGCCGUCUACGUCGUCUGUCAUGCAAGAAGACCCUCAGAUGCUCCAGGGCUCAGACUCUGAGCCUGCCCCGCGCAGCAUACAAAGAUCCGGUGGAGAACUGCGUCGGCCAACAAGGGUAGUGAUAACGGACAGCUCAUCUUCGGCUGCAGGCUCUGCUAGUGAGGCAGAGAAGAGCGACGAUGACAUGCGUCAUGUGGGCCGAAAGAUCAAGGGAGUUUUGCCUGCUUCUUGGUUGCGAUUCGAUCGCCAGGCACAAGAGCGACGGAAGGCUCAACAACGCGAGCGAGAACGCGCGCGUAUCAAUGCAGCUGCUUCCCCCGAGCCAACAGCGCCUGUUCGUGGAGUCGCUCAGAGAAUCAUGAGACCUGCUGGCCGACCUCGACAAAGUUCAGUUUCCAACACGCCUUCGCAAGCUCCUGUUGUCAUAUCGGAUGAUUCAGAUGACGGGCCCAUGGCUUCUGAGCCCCAGCCUUUGCAAAGGGUGCAAGACUCUGUGGCCAACGCCUCUGCGUUAGCUGCAAUGUUUGACGAUCGUUAUGCCGACGACAACCUGUCCGACAUGGAACACGACCGUCUGCCUCUCCCUACGCUCGGUGGGACUGGAUCGAAGCGGAGAAAGCAGACCAAACUUACAGACGCUUUCGCGAAAUCCAAGAAGGUCAGACUAUCAGACGGGUUGGCAAAGAACGUUGGCUCUGGGAAACGCUCGUCUGGGGGUCAAUCCUCGAACAGGAAGCAUGGCCACUCCAAGAAAUCACGCAGAACCCCACCACCUGCCAUGAGUGUCAUAGACGUUGAUCUUUCGCCUUCUCGAUCAGGUGGUAAACUGCCGCAAUUUCUUAGGAUCGCCAGACGGCAAGCGCUUCAAAGACCAGAUCUAGCUCGUCAAAGUUUACAUGACAAGCAGAUACGACUGCAUAACGCUGAAGAUACAGAAGAAGCCAAUACCACUCUACGACAGUGGCAACGGGGAACAUUGAAACCCAGAGCAAAUGUUGCAUCGCAAAAAAGGAGAUCCCGACAUCCUUUGGCCGAUCGAAUCGAUAAUCAGCAGCAUGCCGAGCAGCUUUCAGUAGCUGACGCAGCAUCUGCGAAGGGCACUGAAGUACAAUCGGAAGCCGGGACGGACGCAUCUCGUACACGCCCACGUAAAAGCAUCCCUGCAGGCCUCCAUAUCUUCCAGCGCUCUACGACUCAGGUCAGGAAAUCUACGCAACGAGGAAAGAAACAUGUGCACUCAAGCAAAGAUUCAGGACGAGCUGUGCGUCAGGCGCCUCUUCCGUUCAGAACCGCGCAACUUGAAGGCGAUGAGAACGACUUUGGCCGUGGCCACAGGAAAAUCGCAUUCGAGAAGGGCCUCCUGCGUGUCGAUCAGCAGUUUGGUCUUCAGCUGCCUAGCGAACAGCCUUUCGUAAACCCACAGCUGGCUAGGUAUCUCGCAGAUGACAAUACCGAACUACCGCCCCUUCCCUCCGCGAGAGACGUCGGAGAAGGCCAAACUGAAGGACCAAGCAAACAACAACCUCCGGUUCGCAGACGCUUGAAGCGAAAGGUACAAGCGCAACGAAUUGAUGUCGAUGCGCGAGAAUACCGCCAGCCAAGCGAGCCAGCAGUUGACGAGAUCCUCAAGAACACCGACGCUCCUAAACCACAAGAGGUCGACACGGAAGACGGCUUGCCCGUACUCCACGGGUUGGGUCCUUAUGGCACCCGUUACCCGAUCACGUUCGAUGUAUACUCUCUAGCCACCGACACGUACUUCCAUUUUUCCACAUUCAUCGGGGCUGACGAGUUUCGCCAAGCUCUACUUGUCUGCAAGCCUGGUAGCCGUGACCUCGAUGAAUUAGCCGGUCAUUGCACCAUCAGCCAUGGCGCUCUGUCAGUCAGAUGUGGCCCAUGGAAUGAUGAAACAUUUUCUAGGCUACAAGAGAUUGUGAAAGCGGUAUCAGAACCUGUCGAAGUCCAUGGACCCGACCCUGAUGCGUCAUCAUCAGUCCACGAAAGUCCGCUGAACUCAGUUCGAUUGGCACGAUCACUCAUCAGCUAUAUCACCUACCAUCUCAGCUUCUUGGAUCCCAUCGAUCGGGAUGACUGUGUGGCCAAGUUGUUGCGGCUAUGCCAAACAAUCUUUGACAACUUGUUGGUUGCCCAAGGUACUCUGAACGGCCAAGAUCCUAGUCAUACUCAUGGUGUGGUCCGUGCUAUGGCAUACCUUCUUGUCAUCAGCCUUCAAGUUCACCACAUAGCUCAACAUCCUACCAUUGCUCCAGGCAACCAAGUCGGAGUUGUCGGUCUUGCCAAAAGCUUGUCCAAGACUAUCGUCGCUCACUUGAUGCGGCACGGCAUUCCCAGUCUUGGUAGUUUUCUCGAACAAAACCAGCGACACUCCGUACGCGAGAAGGGUAUACAAGAUACCGACGUGAUUGUUGAGAGCACGAUCGUAUGCAUGCAUGUUUUGGAAGAGGUGGACAUACCAGGAUGGAGUUUCUGGGAUCUGGCCAGUCAAGAGCUUAGUUUGAAGUUGGGCAGCGCUACUACUUUACCUGCCUUCGAGGCUACCUGGGCCACGAUGUUCACCUUCCUUCCCUAUAACGAGAUCGAUUCGUCCGGCAUACCGCAUAGAAGCCGGAGGGAGACUUUCCAGAGCGACAAUUGGGCUUGCAUCCGAGAUCUCUUGCGCAGACUAUUCGAUUUGUACCCGAGUACCUACAGAAAGCACAGCACGUCGCUGAAUGCAUACGUCCGCGCCAAUCUUGCACGAUGCCAUCGGUUAAUUGCUCAUUGGCACUGGAGACGUCCGGAGUUGAUGCUCAACGCUGUCUUGGAUUUCUUUGGCAAGAAUGGACUCAAAAGCCUACGAAGUGAAGCAGGCGCUGGAUCGGUACCCUUUCUCAACGACCUUGCCACUGUCCCUUCGCUCAACAUCGAGCCGAACGAGAACUCAUUUCACAUUGCACUGAAGUGUCUCGCUCUAGGUCUCCAGGGUAUGCGUAAUGCCUAUCCUGAAAAGAAGAUCCGUAGCUUUGUUUUCCGCUCUCUACCUAAUCAUGGGCGUGCUUACCCCAAAGAUCAGCCCCUGGACGAAGAAAAUCUCGCAGCGCUACGCAAUCACCAUGACCUACUCUCAACGCUAUACUGGGCUGCGCCACCCGCUUGUCGGCCAAAGCUUGAUCACAUUCGUGACCUAGUCAAUCACGAGAGCUCUCAUCGCGAAGCAUGUAGAGUCAGUGUUCGAGCCUGGGCCAACCUUGCUACGUAUCAGCUAUCAACCGAAGAGCCAUAUACCUCUGCACGGCCAUUUGCAUCCUGGCACAAAGACAUCAUGCACCAAACGCUCAUUCAGUACAAGUUGGCAAAGACCGAAGCUGACGACUAUCUCAAGUCUGGUGUUCUGGACGGCACUACUGAUGUCUCUGCCGUCAUGGUUCGUCAAACGAUGGAAAAGAACCAGGGGCAGGUCAUUGCGACGCUAAGAGACUGCAUUGCAGGGAUGAGCAGGGCCAUUCAACAUGCAAAAGAUCAACCAUCUUUAAGGGCGUUUUUGGUGGAUUCCGACAUCAUGCAUCUCUUGGAGCUCCCUCAUCUGGAGGAUCAUCGACUCGUCAACGUUAUUCGCGACGUCAUGAAGGUCCUUCAGGAUUAUGCGAAGAUUCAGAAAGCCAACUUGAAGAAAGACGUUAGCCAACAGAGAAGCGAGGAAAGCCAGGACUACGGUGACUUUCCCGAUAUGGAUGAUCUGGAAGAUAUGGAAGUCGAUGUCCCCGCAAAGACCGUUCAACAAUCGGGAUUGGAUUUCAUCCAGACUCCACUUUGGCACUUGCUGUCGAACGCAUUUGGCGCGGAAAACUCGCCAGAUGAUAACCUGCUCAUGGAUUGCAUCGAUACAUGGGUUCGAAUUGCAGAAGGACAGGUCCUAUCGGGUGAAAGAUCAUGGUCGUACUAUCUCGAUUCGUUUAGCCAGGUAUCGUGGAAGCAGUUACGCCAGACCGAACAGACGCGCAAAUUCGGUCCAUACUUCAUGGCUGCUCUCGUUGACUGUAACUCAGCCGCGUACGAAGAGCAUCGACAUGAAUUUUUCCAGGCUCUAAUGGUAAGCUUGGUCGAGCGAGAGUCGAUGCUGAGGUUCCAGCACAGACUGCUGCACGCCAUCGCGCAAACGGACGAGCACCACCCGCUCAUGCAGAACCUACCUUUCUUCCGCGAUCUAGAGACUGGAAAAUGGGACAUCACUGCCGACACUCUGCGCACGCGACGCCUUGCUCUCAUCUCCAGCAUUCUCUCCAACAUGCGCGACGACAUCCACGCCAUCACCCGAGCCGAACCAUCACGUCUCGGCGAAAUGAAACGGCUGUACGCAUCAAUGCUGAAGGACUUCAUGACAUCUAUGAAGUACAACUACCAGCAGCUCCGCCAAGGCACAACGGUGACCGGCGCAUACGUCGAAUUCGUGCAAAAGAUCGUACAGUUCCUGAAGCAAUACACGAACGACAUCUGCCCUGUCCUGCCUUUCUUCACAGACUCGGUCGCCUUCCCACUACCAGCCGGUGAUCCCACAUACGUGGUCGCACGCCUCUGUGGAUACGCCCCGAAGUUGUCAGAUGCAGGGACUGCGAAACAGCUGUCUUUCUUCAUCCAGACCGUCGCACAACAAGCCGCUGCCGACAAUCAACAGGCUUAUCUGGUCAACCAGCUCAAGACUGCGCUUUGCACCGAUGAGGCGCCAACUGGCGAUAGGGUCGCACUACGAUCGGUAUUGCUACAAGGCAUUCUUCCCGCAUACUUGGAAGAAGCUUUCUCAUCAAGCACAGCUUUCGCCAUCGCUAGGCCCAUACUGCAAGCACUCCCCGCGAUCCUAGACACGAUGAUCUUUGACCUGCGUAUCACUCAGCCGGAAAGUCUCGCUUCAACCGUCGGCUGCAUCGUAUCGAUUUCACACGCCUUCAUCCGGGGUACAGAACAGCUGAAAGACAACCAUCAUCUGCUCCAGCUACCUUGCGUCCUCGCCGCGCUCACACACAUGCUGCAAGCUCUCAGAUUAAUCCUUUCUCCGCUGGAGUACAUAUGCAGCCGCACCAUGCCGUCCGCACAUCUCAACCCACCGCCACUAGUCACCUACAUCUGCGAGCUCAGCAUCUUUAUCACCGACCUUCUCCGCGGCGCAACACCAGACACCAUCCCCUCUUACGCCGGCGACGCACAUGCGCCGCCCCCAGAGAGACAACACGCAGAUCUCCUAGCCUUCUGCCGACGCGGCCUGGAAGACAGCUUGAAGACGAACUGGAGCGAGAGCGCUGGAUCUAUAUGGUUUGGUCAGGGCCAUGCGCGCAGAGAGGUGCUGUUUGAUAUUGAGGGUGUGGAGGAAGAACGAGGAAGACUACAAAGGGGGAUAGAAGCGUUCCAGGCUGCGCUUCAUGAUGUCUAUGGCUAUGGCGACGCUGGGUUUCGUUAUGAGGAGGGAGAGGACGACGGGUACGACAUGGUAGUUUAG
Alternaria novae-zelandiae is the source of this 6765-nucleotide messenger RNA. RefSeq lists its product as uncharacterized. Gene Ontology annotation, cellular component: nucleus; Cul8-RING ubiquitin ligase complex. The transcript has a single exon. Lineage: Eukaryota; Fungi; Ascomycota; Dothideomycetes; Pleosporales; Pleosporaceae. The coding region runs from base 1 to 6765 and encodes 2254 amino acids. The record is from RefSeq and is a predicted model, not a curated record. Gene Ontology annotation, biological process: double-strand break repair via homologous recombination; replication fork processing.